AGGAGAACAUUUGGAAAUGGAUAUAACCGAGACAAGACAGAUCUAAAGCUAUUGUCCACUUUGCCACUGUCAUUUUCUCUCCCGUGAUGGCAAUCAGUUCCUCACCUUCAUCGUCUUCUUCGUCUUCUUCCUCGGUUGCUUCUUCCAAUAACUCGAAGGCAUGGAUCAUCCAUGGCAUCGUGAUUGGAGUUUCAAUUGCAGCUGCUGCCGGUGCUCACGCUUACCUCCGUCGAUUCAACAAAUUCCGUAGCCGGGUCGUAGGCAUCAUACCCGCUCGAUUUGCUUCCUCUCGCUUCUCUGGAAAGCCUCUCGUUCAAAUUCUUGGCAAGCCUAUGAUCCAGAGAACAUGGGAAAGGGCAAAGCUGGCAGCUUCAUUGGAUCAUGUUGUUGUGGCAACUGAUGAUGAUAAGAUUGCUGACUGCUGUCGGAAUUUUGGUGCAGAUGUCAUAAUGACAUCAGAGUCUUGCCGAAAUGGUACUGAACGCUGCAGUGAAGCCCUACAGAAGCUCGGGAAAAAGUAUGAUAUUGUUGUAAACAUUCAAGGUGAUGAACCACUUAUUGAACCUGAAAUAAUAGAUGGUGUUGUCAAAGCUUUGCAGGCAGCGCCAGACGCAGUGUUCAGCACUGCAGUUACCUCUUUAAAGCCUGAAGAUGCGCUUGAUCCAAACAGGGUGAAAUGUGUGGUUGAUAAUCAUGGUUAUGCCAUCUAUUUUUCACGAGGAUUAAUCCCAUUCAAUAAGUCAGGGAAAGUCAAUCAAGAGUUCCCUUAUUUGCUUCAUCUUGGGAUUCAGAGUUAUGAUACAAAGUUUUUAAAGAUAUACCCAGAUCUUCAACCUACUCCAUAUCAACUUGAGGAGGACUUGGAGCAGCUUAAAGUUCUUGAGAAUGGCUAUAAGAUGAAGGUUAUAAAAGUUAACCAUGAGGCCCAUGGUGUUGACACUCCCGAAGAUGUUGGAAAAAUAGAAGCUCUUAUGCACGAGAGAAACUUGUCUUAAAACAUCAAGUUAUAGCAGUGAAACUGUAUGAAAAUUAAUUUUAGUUAUUGUUUAAGGAUGAUUAUAUCGUGUUAUGAGUACAUAUAUAUUUUUAUAUAUAUUUUAUCAUUUUUGCACAAACUAAAAA
This is a messenger RNA of Lathyrus oleraceus (garden pea), 1122 nucleotides long. RefSeq names its product 3-deoxy-manno-octulosonate cytidylyltransferase, mitochondrial. Gene Ontology annotation, molecular function: 3-deoxy-manno-octulosonate cytidylyltransferase activity. Gene Ontology annotation, cellular component: cytosol. The record is from RefSeq and is a predicted model, not a curated record. The transcript is spliced from 8 exons. NCBI's taxonomy places the organism in Eukaryota, Viridiplantae, Streptophyta, Magnoliopsida, Fabales, Fabaceae. Bases 87 to 995 code for a protein of 302 amino acids.